Colletotrichum spaethianum is the source of this 912-nucleotide messenger RNA. Its product is annotated as SAGA complex subunit spt3. The transcript is spliced from 3 exons. Gene Ontology annotation, cellular component: SAGA complex. Gene Ontology annotation, molecular function: protein heterodimerization activity; transcription coregulator activity. The coding region runs from base 1 to 912 and encodes 303 amino acids. The record is from RefSeq and is a predicted model, not a curated record. Gene Ontology annotation, biological process: transcription by RNA polymerase II. Lineage: Eukaryota; Fungi; Ascomycota; Sordariomycetes; Glomerellales; Glomerellaceae.
AUGAUGUAUGUUUCUGGCGAGACCGCCGAGCCAUCGAUUGAAACGACAAGCAUGAUCGAAGAUAUUGUUCGUCAGCAGGUCAUUGAACUGCUUCGAAACUGCACUGAGCUUGCAGCGCGUCGCGGCGCUCGAGCUAUUACCAUUAACGAUCUGAUUUUCCAGAUUCGUCACGACCAAGCCAAGGUCUCCCGCCUGCGUACUUUCCUCUCGUGGAAGGAUGUCAGAAAGAACGUCAAGGAUUCAGACGACAAGGGUGGUGAGGCUGAUCUUGGCGCUGGCGAAGAUCCCGUUGGCGGUGUUGUUCCUGGCGGUCCAGUCGAUGAUGCUACUAAAAAGAAUAAGAAAGCCAAGGUCGGCCUCCCUUGGGAACCGUCUUCGUUCUACAGUCAGGAAGUUCCAGAGCGCGACGAUGAGGAGGACGAAGAAGAGGAAGAGAUGAAUUUCAUCACCCUGCAGCGUCUCCGUAAGGCCGAUGAGCGCACCAAAGCCAUGACAAAGGAGGAGUACGUGACUUGGUCCGAAUACCGCCAGGCCUCGUUCACUUACCGCAAGGGUAAGCGAUUCCGUGAGUGGGCUGGCUUCGGUAUCGUUACGGACAGCAAGCCUUCCGAUGAUAUCGUUGAUAUCCUGGGUUUCUUGACCUUCGAGAUGGUCCAGACGCUCACCGAGCACGCACUGAAGGUCAAGGAGCAGGAGGAUUUGUUCAAAGCACAGAGCGGCGGCGAGAAUGCCGGCUCGAAGAAGCGCAAGGUGGCAACUGGUCUGUUCGACCCGCCCAGUGAAGGCAGAAGCCCCAUUGAGCCUCGCCAUGUUCAGGAGGCCUUCAGACGUCUUCAGCAGCGCCCCAAGAAGACCCGAGCUAUGCUCAACGGUACGAGACUGCCGCAACAUACUGCUCUCAAUAUCUUUUGA